Drosophila kikkawai is the source of this 794-nucleotide messenger RNA. RefSeq lists its product as uncharacterized. Lineage: Eukaryota; Metazoa; Arthropoda; Insecta; Diptera; Drosophilidae. The record is from RefSeq and is a predicted model, not a curated record.
CCAAAGUCGUUGAGGCCAUUGGUGACGUCACAAAUUGCAAAUAGAAUGGGGACUCCCGCAAAUAGAAACGUUUCCUGGUCUCAUUCACUUUACACAUUAUGGAAAUGCAUACCUUAAAGGAUAUCCAGAAUGUCUAUGAUGCAUGGAUAGUCGAGCACCCUGAAGCGAUUGGAGAUUUACAAGAAACAGCCAAAGUGUUGGCUUUCUUUUUAUCUGGACGUGUUUCAACUACUCGUAAGCUGUUCAAGAUUAUUGAUCACCUUAUAAAGGAUGAUUAUAAUCAGGCAUCCGGAACACCGGAUGACUCCCAAGAGCUUGAGAAAUCACCUUCUAAAUCUUUAUCUGAUUUAGACAAAGGGGACAAAUAUACUUUGAAGUAUAUCAAGAAGGCCUGCGACGCUUUUAUAGUGGAGCACCCAAAAGCAAUAGACUCUUUAAAGAAAAUAAUAAUUAUAGGUUUGCCGUUGGCAGGUGCAGCAUUGAGCAAGGUUGUGCUCUCCCAGCUUAUCUAUCAGCUUAUGCUUGAUUACAACAAGCGGGUCAUUACGCGAGCGCGUGAUGCCAAGAAAAGCUCAGAUUCCCAACAGUCGAAGCUUUAAAUUCGAAAAUUACUAAUUAUUCGAUUUAUAAAUAUUUUUUAAAAAUUAUUUUGCUUGCAAUCCUUUUAACUUUGCAGGGUAUCAUAAUAUAUUAGUAUUGAUGAUUUCAAAGAAGAAAAAUAUCGAUUUAAUAUCCCAAGAAUAAGAAUGUUUUAAUAUUAAAUAAAAAUAAAAUCUUGAAAAAUUAAAAAAAAA